GGGAUCCUAUCUGGUUUGAACUAGUUCUCUCUCUGGCAUAUUAACCGCUUGCAAGCGCCGAGGAGCAGUGAGCUUAGUCUUUGUGAGUGACUCCAUCUGCAGGAGAAGGGAUUCCUCUGCUCUCCAAGGCGCCCCUUAUCAUUGGCUUAUUCCCGCUUCUAUUUCCUCACGUUUUAGGAUUCUGAUUUUUUUUUUUUAAUUUUUAACCCGUGACAAGCACAACGCCCGCCAUGCCGAAGAGAAAGGUGAACGCUGCUGAGGCUGGAGAUGUCAAGGAUGAGCCCAAGAGGAGGUCGGCACGGUUGUCAGCUUGGACAUCUUCCCCAGUGGUGCCCAAACUGCAAAAAAAACCCGCUCCUCCAAAGGCUGAACCAAAGCCAAAAAAGGAAAAGGCUGCAGUAAAGGAGAAGUCUGAAGACAAAAAGGUUCCAGCAAAGGGAAAGAAGGGCGCUAAAGGCAAACAGACUGAAGAGGCUAACAAAGACGAGACUAAAGAGGACGUCCCAUCUGAAAACGGAGAGACAAAGGACGACGACGAUGAGGCCGCAGGAUCCGACAAGGAUGAAAAGGAAUCGAAGUCUGAAUAACCUACAUCUUGUUCCAAGUCUUUUAUCAGUGGUUCCUGUACCUCCCUUGUACAAUUCAGAGGAAUAUUUUUAUCAACUAUUUUGUAAAUGCAAGUUUUUUAGUAGUUUAAUUCUAGAAAACACAUUUUUAAAAUAGGAGGGAAUCCCACCAUGUCUUUUUGUUCCAAAAUUGUUUUUAUUUUUUAAUACACGCUUGGAUGGAAAGCCCAUUUUUUUAAAAAAGAUGUUAUCAAGUGUGAAGUAUUUACUGUGGAGCACUUAAAGGUUAAUUCCAUGGCUGGGUUGUGAUGAGAUGGUUCAAAGUAAUUUCACCUGAUUUUGACCUAUGCCCCAUUGAUCUUGCUUGCAGGCCAAGUCAGAAGGCAAGGCCUGGAUUUUGGUCUGAUUCACAGUUUUCAAAGGUUUUUUUUUUAAUGUCUUAACAGUUAAAUUGUUCUGUACCCAUACUGUCUUGCGUACAAUUUUUACAUCUAAUAAAAGUCCCCAGGUGAUGGAUUUCCCUCUGAAAAAUUGUGUACUUAUCUGUGAUGUUACCAUUUUUUCCUAUAUUUUUUUUUUUUUUUGGGGUAGUGGUAUUUUAUUUUCAGUAUCUGUGUAAAAGUGCUGUGAAUCUUUUUGGAAAACUUCGAGUGUGUAGUGAGCGUGAUGUACUGGGAAGCUUAAAAAAAUAAAAGCGGUUAAAAAAAAAUGUCAACCACUUCACUCCCAGGGCGGCUGCAUUUUAUUUUUUCGUUUUGGUAUCUAUCCCAUCAUCUCAUUUUUACGGAGAAUGGGUUAAGCUAACGGCAUCAGAGAUACUGGUACGAGGGGUGCUUUGUGUUUUAAAUAUUUUUUUUACAAAAAAAAAAAUGCCAACUUGUCCUUUAAACUUCAAGUUGGGGAAGCCGCUAGGGUUUGUUUGGUUUCUGACUUUAAUUUUGACUACAUGUUUUUAUUCCUAGAUUUCCAAUCUACUAGAGUUUAAGGAAAAACAAUGUACAGAUUGUUCAUAGUGUCUGUGUACUGAUCACCAAACCAAUAAAACCUGGUUGAAAAAAAAGUUAAGUACA
This is a messenger RNA of Rana temporaria (common frog), 1636 nucleotides long. RefSeq names its product high mobility group nucleosome binding domain 1 (gene HMGN1). Gene Ontology annotation, molecular function: nucleosomal DNA binding. Gene Ontology annotation, cellular component: nucleus; chromatin. Bases 231 to 587 code for a protein of 118 amino acids. Lineage: Eukaryota; Metazoa; Chordata; Amphibia; Anura; Ranidae. Gene Ontology annotation, biological process: chromatin organization. The record is from RefSeq and is a predicted model, not a curated record. The transcript is spliced from 7 exons.